AUGGCCGUUAAAGGUUUGGGUCAACCUGACAAAAAGUAUGAUGGUACUGGCAUCAAGGUUUGUAUUGUACACGCCAGAUGGAACAGACAGGUCAUCGAUGCGCUUGUCAAAGGUGCUAUUGACAAAAUGCUAAGUCUGGGUGUUAAAGAAGAAGACAUUUUUGUCGAGACUGUUCCUGGAUCGUUCGAACUUCCUUUUGCUACGAAAAAGCUGUGUGAAAACGGUAAGUUUAACGUGGUCAUUCCUAUUGGCGUGUUAAUCAAAGGCAGUACCAUGCAUUUCGAGUAUAUCUCUGACGCCACGACUCAGGCUUUGAUGCGUCUUCAGGAAUCAAUUAACAUUCCUGUAAUUUUCGGCUUGCUAACCUGUUUGACCGAAGAACAAGCCCUGGCCAGAGCGGGAUUGGACGAGGCCAAAUCAAUGCACAACCAUGGCGAAGACUGGGGUGCCGCAGCCGUCGAGAUGGCUGUGAAGUUUUAG
This is a messenger RNA of Lachancea meyersii CBS 8951, 480 nucleotides long. The record is from the annotation of a GenBank genome assembly. Lineage: Eukaryota; Fungi; Ascomycota; Saccharomycetes; Saccharomycetales; Saccharomycetaceae.